Hevea brasiliensis (rubber tree) is the source of this 1013-nucleotide messenger RNA. RefSeq lists its product as uncharacterized. The coding region runs from base 357 to 860 and encodes 167 amino acids. The transcript is spliced from 4 exons. Lineage: Eukaryota; Viridiplantae; Streptophyta; Magnoliopsida; Malpighiales; Euphorbiaceae. The record is from RefSeq and is a predicted model, not a curated record.
UUCUUCUCUUCUCCUCAUCCUCUGCAAAUCCAAGAAAAGCAAAAAAAGUGGGAGAUUGUUAAGAUUUUCAACCUAACUACAGAUACUCUUCUCAAAAGCAAGAAAGCAAAAAAGAGCUAUUUGUCUCUCGUCCAUUGAGAUAUAUGCCUUGUACAGGGACCCAAUAGGGAAAGGAAAAGAUUAUGAAAAAUAAAGAAGUAACAAUAUCAAGAAAAAAAAAAGUAAGUAAAUUGUGGGAAUCUUUCUUCGUCUUUCACUGUGUAGUUGAUCCCACAUCGCCACCUCUCCUUUCCCUGAUACUGAGACAAAGUUAGAUUUUCUGUGCUUCUGGCAUUAGCCUAUGAGCAUUUCUACCUAUGGGAUUGUCAUGUGGGGAGCAUGAUUUCGAUAAGAGAGAAAGUGAAGUCCCACUGAUAGAUGAGACUAGACAGAGCAGACAAAGGUGUAGUGACAUGGAUUUACACCAUCAUCAUCAUCAUCAUCAUCAUCAUGCAGUUGAAUUUGAUGUUGAAUUCUGGCCUGUUGAACACCCAUUGGAGCCCCAGGAUGAGGAUCGCCCUGUCAAAUGCCCAAUUCCAGCCUCCUCUGUUGUCAAUGAUGGAAGCUUGCGCGAGGAGAAGUAUGGAUAUGGUGAGAGCUUGAGGAAGAGAACAGAGGUUCCAGCAGUAGUGAGCAAAGAAGGCAUUGUUAUUGUGGCUGCAGAGCCUCCACUUCAAGCAGUGCGUAAAAGGCACCAUACUCUUACCCAAGAAGAUCAUAUAAUAACACCUUUACCAAGAAUGCCUCCUCUUCCUCCUGUUCCCACCCAGAAUGUUACCAUCUUUCAAAUGCUUCAACAGUUGGAUGAGUUUGAGUGUUAGCAAAGUAGAUAAAAAAAAAAAAAAUGAAUUCCAUGUUUUCUCAUCUAUCUUUUGUUUCUUUUCUAUCAAAUUGUGGAGUGAUGAGAAAUGCUUCUUCUUGAUUAGAUAAAUGUAUCUUCAAUACAGAAAGAAAAAUCCUAGAUGCAGCAAGAA